Molecule: messenger RNA, 2633 nt
Organism: Sinocyclocheilus rhinocerous
Lineage: Eukaryota; Metazoa; Chordata; Actinopteri; Cypriniformes; Cyprinidae
Product: lutropin-choriogonadotropic hormone receptor-like
Exons: 11
Biological process (GO): activation of adenylate cyclase activity; ovulation cycle process; luteinizing hormone signaling pathway
Cellular component (GO): plasma membrane
Molecular function (GO): luteinizing hormone receptor activity; G protein-coupled peptide receptor activity
Source: RefSeq, a predicted model, not a curated record
GAGGAAAGUAGAUUUUACUGGUUUAAAAAAGGUGAAAACACUACGGGACAAUGCUGAGAUCUCUCUUGCUUCUUGUUUCUCCUCUGCUGAUGUCGUUCUACGGCGGUGUGUGUUUCGUGUGUCCGGAGAUCUGCCGCUGUUCUCAGAAGAGCAUCACCUGUAACAGCGCGACGGAAAGCCUGAAGAGCAGAACUCACAGCAGACUGUAAGCACACUACAUCUCAUCACCUUAUAUCUCACACAGAACGAAACAUUAAAGACAUAUUAAGAAAAUAGAAAUCGCCCAGAGCAUAUCAGUGGAAACCAUAGAGACGGAAGCAUUUAACAAUCUUCUGAAUGUCUCCGAGAUCUCAAUCCAGAACACACGGAGCCUCGUUCACAUUCACAAAUGGGCGUUCAACCACCUUCCCAAGCUGAGAUAUCUGAGCAUUUCCAACACUGGCAUAAGUGUAUUUCCUGACCUGACCUCCAUCUUCUCCCUGGAGUCCGAUUUCAUUCUGUAUAUUUGUGAUAAUCUCAACCUGCGUUCAGUCCCAACAAAUGCUUUCAUCGGAAUGACGAGUGAAUUCAUCACAAUGAAUCUCUUUAACAAUGGAUUUCAAGAAAUAGAAAGCCAUGCCUUCAAUGGAACUAAAAUAGAUAAACUGGUAUUAAAGAACAACAAAUAUCUGCGUGUGAUUCAUGAAGACGCUUUCAAAGGAGCGUUUGGCCCCACUAUGCUGGAUGUGUCAUCCACGGCACUGGAGACGCUGCCCUCUCGUGGCCUGGAGUCGGUGCUGAUGCUGGUGGCUCGUUCAGCGUUCGCCCUGAAGAGACUUCCUCCUCUGAACACACUGAAGAGCCUGAGAGAAGCGCAGCUCACGUAUCCCAGCCACUGCUGCGCUCUGCUCAGCUGGGACUCCAACAGGGAGGGAUCUGUUAUCCCUGCAUUAAGAAAUGGAUCAUCAAACUGUGGUGACAGUUCACCAGCUAAUCCAUCUGACGUCACCUCUGGUGAUUCUCUAACGCUGGAUGGUCCUCUUGCAUCUGACAUUGUUGGAUUCACAUCAGCUGAGGACACGUUUGGCAGCAUGGACUUCUAUUACCCAGAGCUGGACCUGUGUCAGCGCCGACCGGCCCUCCAGUGCAGCCCAGAGGCUGACGCCUUCAACCCCUGCGAGGACAUCGCCGGAUUUGGCUUCUUGCGAGUGGCUAUUUGGUUCAUCAAUGUUCUAGCCAUCGUCGGCAACCUGACGGUGCUGCUUGUAUUAUUCACCAGCCGCUGCAAACUGACUGUCCCGAAAUUCCUCAUGUGCCACCUGGCCUUCGCCGACCUCUGCAUCGGCGUGUAUCUGCUUAUGAUCGCCACCGUGGAUCUCAUGACACGAGGGCAUUACAGCCAGCACGCUAUCGAGUGGCAAACUGGAGUGGGAUGCGGGAUCGCCGGGUUUCUGUCCGUGUUUGGCGGCGAACUAUCUGUCUAUACUCUGUCUACCAUUACCGUUGAACGCUGGCACACGAUCACACACGCUCUCCGUCUGGAACGACGUCUGGGAUUGAGGCACGCUUCAUCGAUAAUGGUCGUCGGAUGGGUGGUUUGUCUAGGAAUGGCUCUCCUCCCCUUAAUGGGCGUCAGCAGCUACAACAAAGUCAGCAUGUGUUUGCCGAUGGACAUCGAGACGCCUUUAUCCCAAGCCUACGUUAUACUCCUCCUGCUGUUCAACGUUGGCGCUUUCCUGGUGAUUUGCGGCUGCUACGUGUGCAUUUACACCGCCGUUCGCAACCCUGAGUUCCCCGGACGCGCCGCCGACGCCAAGAUCGCCAAACGCAUGGCUGUGCUGAUCUUCACCGACUUUCUGUGCAUGGCGCCCAUUUCGUUUUUCGCCAUCUCUGCGGCCUUUAAAGUCCCGCUCAUCACGGUGACCAAUUCUAAGAUCCUCCUUGUGCUUUUCUACCCCAUCAACUCGUGCGCAAACCCCUUCCUCUACGCCAUCUUCACCAGGGCCUUCAGAAAGGACGCAUACAUCCUUCUGAGCUCCAUGGGCUGCUGCGAGAGCAAAGCCAACUUGUACCGAAUGAAGACGUACUGCUCGGAGAACAUCAACCGAAGCAAGAGCAGCUCCGGCUCCAAUGGGAACUCCAAAGCUCCUCGCGCUGUUGUGUGGAUGUCCAGCUUUCCUCACGUAACACCUCGACCGCGGAUGCAAAGGGUGUAGGGAAACAGACAUUCAGACUCAUUUAAUUCCAUUAUUUUCUUGGUGUUCUGCCCUUGAACUUUGCUCAAUCUUAUCUGGGAAGAUGAUAUGGUUUUCGGAGGACACUGCAACUCAUUUCCCCUCUUAUCUGUCAAUGUAUUGACUUAUAAUUCAGAAGACACAUGAGUCUUUUGACAGAGAAUCUAGAUGCAUCAAAAAGCAAAAAGCCACAUUAUGUGACAAUCUCUACAAGAUCGUUCUUAUUUUACAGUGAGGUGGGAACCAUCAGUCAUUUUCAGAAACUCUUCACAUGCUACAAGAGCAUUUUAUCCAUUUGUUUCCUGAAUUCAAUCUGAUUACUGUUUUACAUAAUUGCUGUAAAAAGUUUAAUUUGUCAGUUUGAGGUCUUUUAAUGUGGAAAAGAGUUUCCUUAUUUAAGGUAUAGGCCUAUAUCUAAGU